CUCUCAGGACGACGGCAGCUUAAUGUUACAAACUGCGAGUCAAACAUCAGAAUUUGACAUCCAGCUGCUCGGGCUCGAAAUAAAGUUCAGUUUCUUCUUUCUGCUGAGCAACCUCUCAACCUUUGGACUAAAAAGUAAAGAUUGUCUUUUUUUCCUUGUUUGAGACAAGGGACUUUUCUAAAACACGAGCUCAUAAGUGACUCUAUAAAUAGCGUCAUUAAAAGGGUGCGGGGCUCAUGUGCGUCAGAGCGGCCCAGUAACGGGUUUUGUUUGUUUUAAACGCCGCCCUCACGUGAACCGGGUAUAACUCUCUACUCUGUGGUCGCAGAUGGAGUCUCUGGGAGUUGUGCUACUUUUAACCGUAAUUCCUGCACAGACAGGCCAAGAUGAGGUUCAAGUGGAGGCUGGAGCUGAUGCAACUCUUGACUGCCAGGGUCUCACUGAAGGGACUAUCACAGUGUUAGCGUGGAACAAGAGGGGCAUGAAUUCAGUUUAUUAUGUCUUCUUCUACCGGGAAGAUCGUCCUUACAACACUUUCCAGCAUCCCUCGUUCCAAGGUCGAGUGGAGCUGGGAGAUCCACAAUUGAAAGGUGGAAAUAUGUCCAUCAUUCUGCACAACACCACCGUUAAUGACACUGGGACAUAUGAGUGCCACAUCUCAUAUCAGAGUGGCUCAGGACGCGACAAGAGAGUGAUCCCUGAGAUCAUCAGUGAAACCAGCCUGAAGGUUGUUCCCACAGGUCAGACACACACAGAGGGUGAAAGGAAGGAGGCAGGAUCUGUUGGACUCAUUGUUGGUCUGUCACUUUCUGCUUUGGUUCUUAUUGCUGCUGCUGGUUUUGUGAUCUUUUUUGUGAAAAACUUAAUACUUCAGAGACAGGAUUCCUACCAGCCUCCUGUUGAACUGCAGCGAGUUUGAAAUUCUGCCAUUCCAAGCUUGCUAUUUUCACUCGGCAUGGGUCAAGACAUUAUCUGACAACGUACAGAAAUAAAUGUUACUUCAUAUCGUUACCAUAAAACAUUUCUAGAAUUUGAAAAGCUGACCAACAGGUGGCUGAAACAAGCACAAAACCAGAGUAUAAUUACAGCAUCAUCCACUGCCAUGGACUCUAAAAAUGUUGGAGCUUUGAGUUGCUGAUAAUGAGGUUUCUGGUUAUGAACCAAAUUAAGAGCCAAAACAAGAAAUUGUUUCCUGUUUGUUCCUAUGCUGCGUAAAAAAAUUAAAUCAGAUCAACAGAUUUCAUGGUGCUGAAUGUGGCAUUUCUCUUUCCUAAACUCAGAGCGUUACAAGCUUUUUGACACGACUGGUGUGUUCAUUGAUCAAACACGUUACCUCAAACAGUCCAAACAGUCUCACAGCACUUUAUGAAACAGUCACAACUUCUAAUUGUGGUUCAUGUCCCUGAACACUAAAUUAAUAUUUUCCCCUUUUAAAGAGUAGAAAGUCCACAUCCUGACGUUGGAGGGGCUGAAACUGCUGGGUUGGGGUUGGAUGGAAAUGCCAGUUCUCAAAGUCAGAGUUUUUUUUAAAAAAAAGAGUCUUUAUUCUCACUAAAGAGUUUGACAAAAAGAUGUGCUACACUCAUGGAAUACAUGAUUAUAAAGUCAUGCUGGCUGUAAUGAAGUGAACAUUUGUGUCACUGAACACAAACACUGUUUUGUGACUGUUUCAUAUUUCCUAAGAGACUGGGCUGACUGUGUUUACACCAUGUGUUUAGUGCUAAAGGCAGGAUUCAUUUUAAGCUUUAAAUCUGUAAGCUGACUUUCAUCUGUGAAGUGUUUUUUAUACAGUGAACAAAGCUUUACAUUAUUAAGCUGAUGAUUUAUUUUGUACAUAAUAACUGAAGUUAAUGUAACACUGGCAUCAAAUGACUCUUUCUGACUUUAGUUAACUUUUUUUAAUGAUAUUUAUUUUAUAUUAGCACCAACCAGUGUUUUUUUUUUAUUUUGUGUCAGUGUUGUGCUGCCAACUCUGAGUCCAAAGGGUCUGAUGAAAAUGCUAAUUUUAAAAUGUAUAUUUGAGUAAUUUGUUUGUCACCUCUCCUCCAAACUGCACUGGACCUCAUUCAAGGAACUGCCAAAACAAUCCAGUUCAGUUUCAUGGAGGAAGGUGCCAAGUGUAGUAGGAAGGA
Messenger RNA from Oreochromis niloticus (Nile tilapia), 2132 nucleotides. Its product is annotated as myelin protein P0. The record is from RefSeq and is a predicted model, not a curated record. Gene Ontology annotation, cellular component: external side of plasma membrane. The coding region runs from base 329 to 919 and encodes 196 amino acids. Lineage: Eukaryota; Metazoa; Chordata; Actinopteri; Cichliformes; Cichlidae. The transcript is spliced from 3 exons. Gene Ontology annotation, biological process: cellular response to lipopolysaccharide; immune response; cell surface receptor signaling pathway.